Molecule: messenger RNA, 3105 nt
Organism: Peniophora sp. CBMAI 1063
Lineage: Eukaryota; Fungi; Basidiomycota; Agaricomycetes; Russulales; Peniophoraceae
Source: the annotation of a GenBank genome assembly
AUGAAUCGGCAGGAAUGGUCCUUCACUCUCGCUUGUUGGUUGGUGCAUCGCCGUGAUAUCACCGGCAUGUCUCAAGACAUUGAGAGGGCUAUAUCUAUCCUCUUCUCUAUCAAAGACGUCAGUGACAAGAUGCAGAAUCGGCGCCUCGAAGUCCUCGGCGUCUGUUUUUCCGCACGUUCUAGAGAUGCAGGCGGUGAUAUCGGCACCCUGCACGUCGCCCUGGCGUUCUUCGAGCGAGCAGUUGCUACAGCUCCCGAUAGCAACCCCGAUGAACUGCGGCGCGUGACAACGAACUUGUGCGCCUGUCUAGCUCGACGCUUUCAGGUCUUGGGCGAUGGAGCGGACUUGCAACGUGCCAUCAUGACAAUGGAUCAACUGGCCGCGGUUACCUCCAACGACGACUAUCAGCUCAUUGAGUCGCUCAGAAUAUCCAGCACCCUCUACAUGCUUGGUUUUCGGACCUUCGAGCGACUAUCUGAUCUCGAGAAUAUCAUGGUUAAUUGGAGGGUAGCCAGGGAAAUCGUAUCGAGGGACCGACAGGUCGCUGUUCAUGACUCGUUCCUAUCGCAAACGGCUAUUUUCUGUGCUUCAUUGGCACUUCGCUUCGACUACUGUAGGGACGUGAGGGACGUGAAAUACCUAAAUGAAGCCAUAAAUACCCUAAAAAGGGCGGCUGAGCUUACGCCCGACAAGCAUCCUCGGAAACUCGAUAUAUUGACACAGCUCGGCAACUGUCUCAAUAUGCGUUAUGGCGUAUGGCGGACUCGUGGACUCGACGCUCCCAAAGGAUCUCCGCGUUCGCCUAUGCCGGUUUCUGUUCCGCACGGCGCUCAAAAGCACGUCCCUGAGUUUUUGACAGGGUUCGUCGGCGCCUCUUCCGAUAUCGAAGACGCGUUGCUAGCUCAUAAGGCUGCAGCUGCAUUGAUACCUUUCCCUGCUGAUGAGAGGUAUCCUAUCAUCCUCCAUAACCUGGCUGUUUGCUACGAGUCUCGAUAUGUAUGGACUGGAGAGUUAUCCGACUUAGAGGACGCUAUUUCAACUCUCCGGCAUGCUCUUGAUCUCCCGGACACACGUGAGGCUGUAAAUAGGGCGCAGGAUCUGACCGGCAUCGGGAUCCUGAUGGUUCGUCGCUUUCGUGCAAGAGGAAGUAUUGCAGAUCUUGAUGAAGCGAUCGCUCUUCAAAGGGCCGCUGCCGAGGUCGUGAGCGAUAGCUUUCACUCGACCCCAAUCGUAAUUGUGCAUUUUCAUCUUAGCAUCAGUCUUAAGAUCCGCUUCGCUCAACAUAGGAACCUUGAAGACUUUGACGAGAUUCUCCGCUGUCAAUUACUUAUAACGCAGAAGGAGAUCGGAUCCCAUCCAGCCGUGCGACUGCAGCUUGCCCAAGGAUUCGUACAGUGGCUCUCGGAGAACCAUGAUCUGCUUGCCAAGUGUUCUACCUUUCUCCAUGAUAAUCCAGGUGGUCUUAGCACAUCAGACUACGUCCUGAUCUCCCACUCACGCCUGAUGCAUCUCCUCCCAGAGUACGUCUGGAUAGGUCUUAGUCUUCGAGCACGUUACGGAGUUUCGAGAAAGAUAGGAAAACUUGUCACUUCUGCGGUAUCUUUUGCUAUCAAUCACGGGUAUAUACAGCAUGCUUUAGACUGGUCAGAGUCGGGAAGGGCUCUGAUUUGGUCGCAGGUCUUAUCCUUACGAACUCCUGUCGACGAACUUGCUCGCCUCCACCCUGUCCUCGCUAAAUCUCUAUGCGACAUCAGAGAUCAGUUGCAGCAGUUUCAGCAGGAAGACAUUCUCGGUUUGCACUCAUGGAACACCAGCGCUGUCUCUGGUAUGAACGACCUUUCAACUAGUAACGGCAGAGAGCAUUACCGACGAUUGGUUCUCCGUUACGAGGAAUGCAUAUACCAAAUCCGAACAAUGAAGGGUUUUGAGCGAUUCUUAUCCCCAAAACCAUUCUCCGAUACAUGGAGAUCUCUAAAGCAAACCCAACUGACUGGCCUCGUCAUAAUACUGAACGUCGGCACACCCCAGUGCAAUGCUCUGGUUUUCGAAUUUUCGCCCGGCAAAUGCAACGGUCACUUACGCCGGAUACCCCUUACAAAGCUCACAGAGGAACGAGCACACACGUUAUGUUCGAUCUACGAGAACAGUUUGAAGGCUUACAGAGCGUCUGUUCGUGCUACAGCACCUUACGAUCAGUUGAGGGGAAGUUCCCACAUGAUCAUCCGCCUCCUUGAGCGCAUUUGGACUUGGAUUGUGGAACCCAUCCUCAGUGCCAUGGAUCUUAUGUCAGAAGCUCCAUUGAACGGACGAUUGCCGCACGUAACCUGGUGUCCGACCGGGCCACUCACUCAACUGCCUUUGCAUGCUGCGGGAAUCUACGAUGGAUCUCAGCAAGCGACCCGUUGCGUGCACGACUUCGUGGUGUCAUCAUACACACCCUCGAUAUCUGCUUUGCUAUCGUGCCACCAGCCAAUUGUCGAGGGCUGUGCUUCACCAAGCAUCCUCAUCUUAACACAACCGGAGACGCCGGGACAGGACCCUCUUCCAGGGACCAUGGACGAAGGAAUACGUAUCCGCGAAGUCUUGGCUGAGCACCCGUAUACGACCCUUGAGCACGAACAAGCCACCGUCGCGACCACUCUCGCCGUCCUAGAUCAGCAUCCUUGGGUACACUUCGCAUGCCACGCGUCGCAGAACGUGAUCAACCCUACGAGAAGCGCGUUCGAAUUAUUUGAUGGCCCGUUGACCUUGUCAGCGCUCAUGGGCAAGACUUCGAAAAACGUUGAGCUCGCGUUUCUUUCGGCAUGUCAGACGGCCACGGGCGACAAGAACAUCCCCGAGGAGUCCGCUCAUCUCGCGGCGGGAAUGCUUUCGGUCGGAUUCAAGGGCGUCGUCGCGACGAUGUGGUCUAUUAAAGAUGAAGACGGACCGGUCGUGGUCGAGGCGUACUAUAAGGAGCUCAUUGCAUUGCGGAAGGCGAACGUUGAUGGUAGGGGAGGAACUGGUGCGGCUUAUGCCCUCCAUGCAGCGGUGAAGUGUCUGCGGGAUAAGAUUGGCGAGGACAGCUUCGAGCGUUGGGUUCCGUAUGUACACUUCGGCGCGUAG